Messenger RNA from Drosophila santomea, 3796 nucleotides. RefSeq names its product small conductance calcium-activated potassium channel protein (gene SK). NCBI's taxonomy places the organism in Eukaryota, Metazoa, Arthropoda, Insecta, Diptera, Drosophilidae. Gene Ontology annotation, cellular component: neuron projection; plasma membrane; neuronal cell body. The coding region runs from base 694 to 3795 and encodes 1033 amino acids. Gene Ontology annotation, biological process: potassium ion transmembrane transport. The record is from RefSeq and is a predicted model, not a curated record. Gene Ontology annotation, molecular function: calmodulin binding; small conductance calcium-activated potassium channel activity. The transcript is spliced from 16 exons.
UAACGGAAACAUCAACGUGAAAGCGAGACGGACGCCCUCCGUCCCGUUAUAUGCUGUGUCUGUCUGUCUGUGUGUUGAGAGUUCUACGUCGCGCACUCCAAAAAAGAAAUACAAAAUAACAAUACAAGAACAUUAGCACUCACACACACUGGCACACACACACACACAAGCAUACAUUAAUAUAUAUAGUUGAAAAAAAUAUAUCAAAUAAAAAACAAGUGCAAGAAAAGAGAAAAGCGCCCAAUGCGGCCAAUGGAAAUGCCAAAGAAAAUGCAGCAGCUACAAAUUCGACAACAAAUGCAAAUUCUACAACAACAACAGCAGAAGAAGCAGCAGCAACAACAUCAACUGCAAUUUCCCAACACAUAAGUCCACCGAAUUUUUCGUCUUUGUCGCGCGCGCUCACACACAUACACACUCAACUUGCACACACACACACACACGGAGACACAUGCAUGUGCAUAAAUGGCAAUAUGGACGAACAGCAGCAGCAUUUGCGUUGUAUACCAACACAGUGACACGCGCGUGCCAAAUAUUGCCGAUUUUAUCACACAAGCAACAACAACAUCAGCGGGACCAGCUAUUAACUAAAGGAGCCAUUACAACAACAAUAACGGAAUCCAGCAAAGUAACAGCAACAGCAAGUACAACAAGAGAAACGAACAUUGCUGGAAGGCGUCGCAAAAUAUCAAAAUGUCAAUUCAGAAGCUAAACGACACCACCAACUCGGGCUACGUGAGUUCCGAGGAGACGGACUCGCUGCUGGUGAGCAGCUCGAAUCCAUCGAAGGGCGGCGGUCGGACGGCUCUGCUCCGCCAGGUGAAGAGUAGCUCCACAAAUGGGCCAACGACGGGGGCGUCCACCUCAUCCUCGGGAUCGGUAUCGGGCGGGGGCGGUGGAUCCGGUUCCGGUGGCGGCUCAGCAUCAGGCUCAGCAGCCGGGGCUUCCAAGCCAACGCUAAUGCGUCAGGAUCGUACUUCCACCUACCUGACCAGUCCGCAGCAGUCGCAGCACGCGAGGAUGGGUUCCGAGGAGAGUAUGCGCGGUGGCAGCGGUGCCGCCGGCCAUGACGAGGAUGUGGAACAGGGCCUGGUCCGCAGCAGCAUAGUGCCUGAUAUCGAAGUACACGAAGAGGACCAAGAACAACACAGCCAACAGGCAACGAUGACCAAUAAUCAAUUGCAACAGCAGCAGCAGCAGCAGCAGCAGCAGCAGCAGCAGCAGCAGCAGCAGCAACAGCAACAGCAACCGACCAUAUCAAUUAUGAAUUUAAGCCUCAAGCCCGGCGAUAGCCACAGCCACAGCCACAGCCAUAGCCACAGCUCCAGUCCGGGCAGUCAUCCGAAUUUGGGCACCUCAUCAUAUCAGAAUCUGGCCUCGAGCAUACCGCCCAGCGUGCCAAGUCGCUGCCGGGCGUGCCGCAAUUGCAGCCGACGUGCUUCCACCACGCCCACCACGCUGAUCGAUCGCUCCGCCUCCCGCGACAGUGUGAAAAGUGCCUUCCAGCAGGGCAAUCUCAGCGGCUCCAUGGCCAUUUGCAUAUCAAACUCGGCCCUGCCCCAGCAGCAGCAGCAGCAGCAGCAACAGUAUCACCUGCAACAGCAGCAGCAGCAGCACUAUCAGUUGCAGCAACACCAUCUGCAUCAGCAGCAUCUGCAGCAGCAACAGCAGCAGCAGCAGGUGCCGCCUGUGCUAAUCACAUCAUCGCCAACGAACGGAUCACGGAUAAUACGGCAAAGCUCACAGCCGGAAUCGAGCAGUACGGCCAUUUGCUGUGGCCCCCAUUCCGCCUGCGUCGGCCACGCCCACUCGCACUCGCAUACGGUGCCGAAUGUCUCGCUGAAGCAACUGCGCGAGAGCUCCGGCGAUGGAAUCGCUGGCAUUGCAGCCGACUCCCUGCGGAUCAAUGGGGGCAUGCGGCCCUUCAAGCAGGGCGUUCUUCUAAUGCCUCGCACCUUGUCCGAAAGCCGAAAGUUGCGCCUUCGAAGGGCCUUCACCGAGGCCACUAACGAAACACUUCAAUGCUCCAAAAUGCUCCGCAAACCGGCGUCGACACUCUCAAUUCCUGGCUCGAUGAAAACACCUUCCAUUGCGAACCGGGAACAGAUCUCAUCUGGAUGCAACGAAGAAGCGGCCGAGGCACUAGUGGGUAUCCACUCAGACUACCCUAGGUAUAUGGAAGAACGUGCUCUUACUGGCGGCAAUACGUCCAGGAAGCCAUCAACAAACUCGGCCAAACACAAACCCAAUGUGGGCUAUCGCCUGGGAAAGAGGAAAGCCCUCUUCGAGAAGCGCAAACGGAUCAGCGAUUACGCCCUGGUCAUGGGCAUGUUCGGGAUCAUCGUGAUGGUUAUCGAAAACGAACUGAGCAGUGCCGGUGUCUACACAAAGGCAUCGUUCUACUCGACAGCGUUAAAAACCUUAAUAUCUGUUUCGACUGUGAUUCUUUUAGGACUUAUAGUAGCUUACCAUGCUUUGGAAGUGCAGUUAUUCAUGAUAGAUAACUGCGCCGACGAUUGGAGGAUCGCAAUGACAUGGCAACGAAUUAGUCAAAUAGGGUUAGAACUUUUUAUAUGCGCUAUACAUCCAAUUCCUGGCGAAUACUAUUUCCAGUGGACGACGAAAUUGGCCAAUAAGAAUAAAACAAUUGGCACCGAAAUGGUGCCAUAUGACGUAGCUUUAUCAUUACCUAUGUUCCUUCGAUUAUAUUUAAUCUGCCGCGUAAUGCUGCUGCAUUCAAAGCUAUUCACAGAUGCAUCAUCACGGAGCAUUGGCGCUCUCAAUAGGAUUAAUUUUAACACAAGAUUCGUUUUAAAAACUCUAAUGACAAUAUGCCCGGGAACGGUUCUAUUGGUUUUCAUGGUCUCGCUGUGGAUCAUCGCAUCCUGGACGCUGCGUCAAUGCGAAAGGUUCCACGAUGAGGAGCACGCGAAUUUGCUAAACUCCAUGUGGCUAACGGCCAUCACAUUUCUGUGUGUCGGCUACGGCGACAUUGUGCCAAACACGUACUGUGGACGCGGUAUCACCCUCACCUGCGGCAUGGUGGGCGCCGGCUGUACGGCUCUACUGGUGGCCGUCGUCUCCCGGAAACUGGAGCUGACCCGUGCCGAGAAGCAUGUGCACAACUUCAUGAUGGACACGCAGUUGACCAAACGGCUGAAAAAUGCUGCGGCGAAUGUUCUGCGUGAAACUUGGCUCAUUUACAAACAUACAAGACUAGUAAAACGGGUUAAUCCCGGCCGUGUAAGAACCCACCAAAGAAAGUUCCUUCUAGCUAUAUAUGCGUUGCGAAAAGUUAAAAUGGAUCAGCGCAAACUAAUGGAUAAUGCAAACACAAUAACUGACAUGGCCAAGACACAAAACACGGUCUACGAGAUAAUAUCGGACAUGUCUAGCCGUCAGGAUGCCAUCGAAGAGCGUCUAACCAACCUAGAGGACAAAAUGCAGAGCAUACAAGAGCACAUGGAAAGCCUUCCAGACCUAUUGUCUCGAUGUCUGACCCAGCACCAGGAGCGGAUCGAGCAGCGGCGGAACUUUUUACAUCCUGACACAGCUGCAGUUGCACCCAUUCAAGCGCCAACGCCCCAAUCGAUGUUCAAUGCAGCGCCCAUGCUGUUCCCCCAUUCUAGAAGUGUUCCCUCAUCCAAUAACGCCGCUGCUACUUACCAUUGGCCAACAAGCCCUAUUUUGCCACCUAUAUCUAGUAGAACACCACAUUUAGUGCCUGAUACUCACAUGCCAUCAAAUGGAUCUGCAGUUAAUAGCUACGCAUCUUCCAACAAAUACGGCAGCUGAA